Messenger RNA from Beta vulgaris subsp. vulgaris (sugar beet), 1308 nucleotides. RefSeq names its product F-box/LRR-repeat protein At4g14103-like. Lineage: Eukaryota; Viridiplantae; Streptophyta; Magnoliopsida; Caryophyllales; Amaranthaceae. The transcript has 4 exons. Gene Ontology annotation, molecular function: protein binding. The record is from RefSeq and is a predicted model, not a curated record. The coding region runs from base 1 to 1308 and encodes 435 amino acids.
AUGGAUUUAAGCUUCAACCCAUCUAUUUCUACCUUACAAGAUCAUAGCCUUCUAGUAGAUAGGCUUACCAAUUUACCUGAUGAAUUGUUAAUUCGAAUAAUUUCUUCGCUUCCUACCAAAUAUGCUCUUGCUACAUGCAAUUUGUCUAAGAGAAUGAGGCAUAUUUUCCCUUGGAUUACCAGCCUCAGCUUCGAUUAUUCACAUAUAUAUCCUUGUCGUAGACAUUGCUAUGAAAUCGAAUGCUUACGACCUUUUGUGACCUUUGUAGAUAAUGUGCUUCAUGCAUACAAGUCUAGGUAUCUCACCAGGUUUAGACUUGGAGUUGGAUGUGUUCCAUGUCGUUUACCUGACUUGAAAUCCACGCAACUUAACGCGUGGAUUUCUUUUGCAUUAGCUCGUUGUGGCCUCAAAGAGCUCGAUCUCUGCCUUCAUUUGAAGGAUCGAAGUCAUAUUCAGCUCCCUCCGGAAAUAUUCACUUGUGAAACAUUGGAGGUGUUGAAGCUUGAUAUUAACAUUGGUCUUGAUCAAGUUUUCGACAUGCCAUCCUUUCGUCUUCCAAACUUGAAACGUUUCCACCUAUAUGUUGAGUCCCUUUCUAAAGAUGAAUUUUUAACGAGCCUAGUUUCGAGCUGCCCUUUACUCGAAGAGCUUAGUGUGGAAGCCCUUUGGAUUUAUGGUUGCAAUAUAAGUAUCUCUUCUACUUCUCUUCGGAGACUCUGCUUAAGAUUUUAUAACAGCACUGUGUUUUUGCGGAUACAUACUCCUAAUCUUUUGGAUCUUAAGUACACGGAUAACUUAGUAUUAGAGUACUCUGUCACAACCAUGAACUAUCUUGUUAAAGCACACAUCAAUAUCUUUUCUACAAUCCGAAGAGUUUACUGUCUGGAUAUUCUUAGCUUGAGCAGAUCGUUUUCUAAUGUUCAACAUUUAUGUUUGAUCAUCUCGUCCUCGGAGAUUCUACAGUAUCGCGACGUAAAGGAUCGACUUCCGGUGUUCCGUAAUCUGAAAUGGCUAGAGCUGGGUAUAGCUCGAAAUUUAUAUUGGAACGGACUGUUGUUCGCAUUUCUGAACUUUUCGCCUGUCUUAGAAACACUUGUUUUCCUGCAGGGAAUAAGUUCUGAAAGCACCGAUGCAGUACUCAGAAAACGCGAGGAUAUAAGGAAGGCGCUGCUAAAGGAGUGCUCAGUUUUCAGUUGCAGAUCAGAUGGCAAUACACAACACAUUGCAGAAUUUACCAAGGGCCUCACUCACCUGUUCAUUCGUAGUGCACGAAAAGUUGACAGAUUGAGCUCAGAUGCAGAUGACUGA